AUGGCGUCGGCGGCGAAGCCCGCACGCGUGCUAGUUAUGGACUGGGACGAAACAAUUACAAGAAAGGAUACAACUUUUUUGGUGGCGCAGGCGGCGUCGGGGCGUAAUCUGGGUCCUAGUUUCUCUCAUUAUACGAAGAUCUACAUGGAUGCUUACGAGAAGUACAAUUCUAAGUGGGGAGCUCGAAAGACGGUUGAAGAAGAAACUGAAUACCAUAGAGGAAUGAGAGAGGUGGAAAUGUCGCUGAUUUCUGCGCUAGAGAGAGAUGGGUAUUUCAAGGGCAUCAGUAGAUCAGAUAUCGCAGCUCAGGCGAAGAAGGUGGAGCUUGCAAGCGGAUUCAGGGAGCUCGUUGAACAUGUACAGAAAAAUCGGCAUCCACUAUAUAUACUCAGUGUCAAUUGGAGUGUUACACUCAUAGAGGAGGCUCUACGAUUGGCAAAAAUACCAGGCAUAAAAGUGCUUGCUAACGAGCUUGAGUUUGAUGAAAAUGGAAAAGCCACCGGUCAAUUCGAUAGAAGUCUUGAUAUACGUACUGGAUACGAUAAGGUGCAACAGCUAGCGAAGAUUAGAAAUUGUCACCCAAACUCUCAAGUUAUCUACGUGGGCGACAGCUCCGCGGAUGUGUUACCUAUAGUCGAUGCUGAUGUCGGUAUCGUCAUUGAAGGGGGACGAGGUAAGGCACAACUUGAGAAACUUGGAAUACCCGUGAGACAGUUAGAAUUUUUGGAUAAAGGCAGGACGUUUGAGGCUUCGUGGGAAACGUUGCUACAUCGAUGGUAA
This is a messenger RNA of Candidozyma auris, 780 nucleotides long. RefSeq lists its product as uncharacterized. The coding region runs from base 1 to 780 and encodes 259 amino acids. NCBI's taxonomy places the organism in Eukaryota, Fungi, Ascomycota, Pichiomycetes, Serinales, Metschnikowiaceae. The transcript has a single exon. The record is from RefSeq and is a predicted model, not a curated record.